Darwinula stevensoni is the source of this 683-nucleotide messenger RNA. Lineage: Eukaryota; Metazoa; Arthropoda; Ostracoda; Podocopida; Darwinulidae. The record is from the annotation of a GenBank genome assembly.
GUCAAACUUAUGAAGGCAAACCUGUUUUUGCACGUGAUCUAAAGGCUGUUGGUGCCAUGGCUGUUUUGCUAAAAGAUGCCAUCAAGCCGAAUCUUGUGCAAACAUUAGAAGGAAAUGCAGCUAUUCUUCAUGGUGGACCAUUUGCGAGUAUCGCUCAAGGCACUAAUACGGUUAUUGCUACACGAAUGGGGCUUUCUCUUGGAGAUUUUGUAGUGACAGAAGCAGGUUUUGGAGCUGACCUUGGAGCUGAAAAAUUUCUUCACAUCAAGUGUGUUUCUUCAGGGCUUAAACCAGAUGGCGUAGUUGUAGUUGCUACUGUAAGAGCAUUAAAACAUCAUGGAGGAGUCCAUAAAGAUGUACUGACAAAUUCUGAUCCUGAUGCUGUGAGAAAAGGAUUCUGCAAUCUCGAAAAACAUAUUGAGAAUGUUCAGAAAUUUGGCCUUAAUCCUGUCGUGGCUAUCAAUGCAUUCCCCACAGAUACAAAUGAUGAAUAUGAAGUCAUUAAAGAGUUAUGUGCACAAAAAGGUGUGAAAGCCAUAGUAAGUACUGCAUUUGCAAAUGGUGGAGCAGGAGCAUCAGAACUAGCCGCUGCUGUCGUAGAGAGCAUACAUGAAGGUGAUGUGAUGAGAAUGCCUGGUCUUCCUGCGAUACCGAGUGCGGAACAUAUUGACAUAGAUGAUAAU